AUGAAGUUCUCGACUCUUUCUACCCUUGCUGGUCUCCUCAGCAUUGGAGCCGCGAACCACAUUCAAGAAGUCGUCUGUAUAGAUCCACCGCCAUACACAGUCACUGAAACUGUCACUGUGACUGCCUGUGCCACUGCAAACUCGCAAGUCACUGCAGCUGCUAUCAAGCCACCCUAUGUGACAACAGCCGGCUCUCAAGUCACCUCUGUUGAUUACUCCGGAACCAAAACCUCAGUCUGGGUCUAUCCAACUGGCACUGGAAGCCACGACUGCACCGUCGCUGUUUAUGAGCAGAACACCGUCACCGUCAUUAUCGUCAACAUCAGCGUUACCGUCAUCAACGGCCUUCCAACAACCGUGACAUCCACAGUCACCAAUGGACCAAAGCCAACAUGGAUGCCUACCCCACCACCGCCACCACCAGCUAGCACAACCACUGUCACACCCCCAACUGGCACUGGCAAAGUCCAUCUCGUUAUCGUUGGCGCCGACGGCGAUCUCAAAUACAAAGACAACCAAGUCACCGCCCAAAUCGGCGAUAUCAUCCGCUUCGACUUCAACUCUACCAACCACACCGUAACCCAAUCCUCCUUCCUCGAGCCUUGCAAACCACUCGCAGGCGGGUUUAACACCGGCUUCAACCAAUUCAACAACGCAAGUAAGACCGGCCUCAUAUUCCGUGACUACAAGGUUGAAGUCUCCACCCCUCUCUGGUUUUACUGCGCCCAAGGGGCCCACUGCAAGAAGGGAAUGGUCCUCGCCGUCAACCCGGGCAACAAGUUCCCCGAGUUCUUGAGCCGCGCGACUGAUACCGCUACGGCCACUCCUAUCUCGACUGGCAAACCAACCACGACUUCCGGUGUCGCUUCCUCUACUGGUGGCAUCUACAUCCCAGGUGUACCAGCCCUAUCCUCCUCUUCCGCCAUAACAUCUGGCACCGCGGCUCCAACAGGCGGGAUCUACGUCCCUGGCGUCUCGGCGCCAUCGGCUCAUGGACCGUACAAUCGUCCGGCGGUUAAGGCUCGUCGUGGUUACUUUGCUUAA
This is a messenger RNA of Glarea lozoyensis ATCC 20868, 1044 nucleotides long. RefSeq names its product Cupredoxin. The transcript has a single exon. The coding region runs from base 1 to 1044 and encodes 347 amino acids. The record is from RefSeq and is a predicted model, not a curated record. NCBI's taxonomy places the organism in Eukaryota, Fungi, Ascomycota, Leotiomycetes, Helotiales, Helotiaceae.